AAAGCCUGUCUAGAACCAAACACCCCUCUCCACCGACUGCAAAUAAUCCGACUCCCACUGCUGGGUGCCCUGUCCCCUACCUCGGGUUCCGCGCAGAGGAAGGUGAGACACCAAUUCCACUCCCAAACCCCACGAAAACCCUCGCCGUCUUCGUCCAAAUCACUCGCUUGAUCUCUCCUCUCCGAACCCGGCAACCCCUUGAACUAGGGUUCCAGCGACCCAAUGACGGACGGCGACGACGAGUACAAGCGCGAGGAGUCGGUGGCCCUGCUGGUCAUCGUCUUCCUCGCCGCGCUCUCGCUCCUUUCCGUCAUCGCUGCCUUCGCCUACUACUGCUACAUUACUCGCAAGGUCUCCCGUCGCCUCCAGGCGUUCCAUAUCCCCAAGCGUUCCAGCUCCCAUCAUACGCUUCCUCCCCGGGCCCUGCCGCCGCAGCAGCAGGGGACGGACAACCCGUCCAGUAACUCCACCAGAGAUGGUGUCGGAGCGGCGGCGAUGUCGGUGGUGGCUGCUGGGGAGAGGGGCGUGCAGGUGUUCAGCUACCGGCAGCUUCACGCGGCCACGGGUGGGUUUGACCGGGCGCACAUGGUUGGGCAGGGCAGCUUCGGGACCGUGUACCGCGGGGUGCUCCCCGACGGGAGGAAGGUCGCGGUCAAGCUCAUGGACCGCCCAGGGAAACAGGGAGAAGAUGAGUUUGAGAUGGAGGUGGAGUUGCUGAGUAGGCUCCGAUCACCGUAUUUAUUGGGCCUGAUUGGCCAUUGUUCGGAAGGUGAACACUGUCUACUUGUAUAUGAGUUCAUGGCCAAUGGGGGUCUCCAGGAGCAUCUCUAUCCAAACAGAGGUUCAUGUGGUGGAAUCUCAAAAUUGGACUGGGACACAAGAAUGAGAAUUGCACUUGAAGCAGCCAAAGGUUUGGAAUAUCUUCAUGAACAUGUUAAUCCACCUGUUAUACAUAGAGACUUCAAGAGUAGCAAUAUUCUCCUGGACAAGGACUUCCAUGCAAGAAUUUCAGACUUUGGUCUAGCCAAACUUGGAUCUGAUAGAGCUGGUGGUCAUGUCUCAACUCGAGUUUUGGGCACACAAGGCUAUGUUGCACCAGAGUAUGCAUUGGCUGGGCAUUUGACUACCAAAUCAGAUGUGUACAGUUAUGGUGUUGUGCUUUUGGAAUUGCUUACUGGCAGAGUACCAGUUGAUAUGAAGAGGUCUCCUGGAGAAGGUGUUUUAGUUAACUGGGCAUUGCCUAUGCUCACUGACCGAGAUAAAGUUGUGCGGAUCUUGGAUCCAGCAUCGGAAGGUCAAUAUUCCUUGAAAGAUGCUGUCCAAGUGGCUGCUAUUGCUGCCAUGUGUGUUCAACCAGAGGCUGACUAUAGGCCAUUAAUGGCUGAUGUUGUCCAAUCGCUGGUUCCACUUGUCAAGAACCGUUAUAAUCAGAAAUCUUGCAAUCCCAAUGUGCAACCAUCGAAGCCACUUGACUAGGAGAAAAGCUAGUGUUUGAUCUGCAGUUUGUGCUCGUCCUUCUGGAACCCUUCUCGAGUUCUCGUCUAUAACGAACUACUGUUGAGACAGAUUCACACGCUUCCUAACAAUGAUUUCGUCUGCUGGUGCCCUCC
Molecule: messenger RNA, 1610 nt
Organism: Zea mays
Lineage: Eukaryota; Viridiplantae; Streptophyta; Magnoliopsida; Poales; Poaceae
Product: putative protein kinase superfamily protein
Biological process (GO): protein phosphorylation
Molecular function (GO): ATP binding; protein kinase activity
Source: RefSeq, marked validated